Molecule: messenger RNA, 1793 nt
Organism: Rhinolophus ferrumequinum (greater horseshoe bat)
Lineage: Eukaryota; Metazoa; Chordata; Mammalia; Chiroptera; Rhinolophidae
Gene: PLA2G2C
Product: phospholipase A2 group IIC
Exons: 9
Coding region: 622-1080 (152 amino acids)
Biological process (GO): phospholipid metabolic process; lipid catabolic process; positive regulation of fibroblast proliferation
Molecular function (GO): calcium ion binding; phospholipid binding; signaling receptor binding
Source: RefSeq, a predicted model, not a curated record
UAGUUAUAAACAUUAUUACUAGUAUAAACUCUGGAGAUCCCACUGGAGGUGACUGAAGACAGGAAACUACCGCAUAUCCUCUUUUUCAGAAGAGGCUGAGCAACCAGGCAAAAUGCACACGACCACUGAGUGCGGACAGCCGAGAGCUAUCCAACUCCAGAGACCAAGAGAAAGAAACCUCCAUGUUGUUGAGGGAGCAGGAAGUAGACCCAGCGUGAAGACCCUUUCCCAGAGAAGAGAGCUCAGAGCUGUGAGAGAGGUCACAGGUAAAGAAAAGUCAAAACAUUCAAGAAAGAACAAAGAUGUGGGGAACAUCUGAGAAUGCACCUGCAACAUUUCAGGCCUAAUGGCACCAAGCACAUGAUUUCCUGAGCUGAGUCCUCACGGGUUUGAACUGGCGGAGAUAACAGCGUCUGAUCCACGGUGAGCACGGAUCUGAGGCCGAGCACACUGACUCCAGAAAGGAUCCACGAUCUAUUUAUCGUUGUCUCUUCUCACUCUGCCGGAGCAGUAUCCGAUGCCACAGUAAAUGUCCAAUAUCUCAGGAAUUCAACUGGCAGACCCCUCGAGAGCAGAGGCAGCUGUGAUCCUGGUGCCUUGGAACCCCUAGUCUCCUUGGGAAUGAAGGUCAUCGGGAUUCUCAUGGUCGUCACCUCGUGCUUGAUGGCUCCCACUCACAGCAGCUUCUGGCAGUUUCAGAAGAUGGUCAAAUACAUCACAGGGCGGAGCGCUUUCUUCUCAUAUUACGGAUAUGGCUGCUACUGUGGGCUCGGGGGCAAAGGGACCCCCGUGGAUGCCACUGACAGGUGCUGCUUGGAGCACGACUGCUGCUACGAGAAGCUGAAGCACUUCGGCUGCCAGCCCGUGUUGAACAGCUAUCAUUUCCACAUUGUCAACGGCACCGUGGUCUGUGAAUGUGCCCCUGGUCCUGGUGGCAGCUGCCUCUGUGGGCUGAGGGCCUGCGAAUGUGACAAGCGAUCUGCUAACUGCUUCAAAGCGAGCCUGCCCACCUACGAGAAAAACUUCAAGCAGUUCUUCUUGAGCCGGCCCCGGUGUGGCCGGCGUAAACUCCAGUGCUAGCGAGGCCAGGGGAACCCUUGGCGGUCAGCAUUGGCUCUCUUGUCACUUCCGGGAAAGCUUCUUCCCUCAGCCCAACAGUUCACCCUCCAGCCUGGAGUACUCCUUUGUCACUCGGCAUCAGAGGGCUGGAACUCAGUCAUAGAGGACAAAGUCCUGGCGUUUUAUGGAGGGAGACAGACCCUAAGUAUAUACAGACAUAAAUGCUACAUUCCCAUAGUAGUAAGUGUAGUGAAGCGAUAAAACAAGGUGACAGUGUCGAGACAUGUCCCCAACCUCCAUCCCAGCAAGUUACCAGGAGGAGAAAAGCCCCAGGAUCUACCCUAAACUCUCCCUCCAUCCCCCUCCCCAAAUCAGGGUGCAGGCAGACUUAGGGCCCGGGCCCACAAUCCAGGUCCAGCUGGGAGCAAAGCAGACAUCCCAGAGCACAAGGUCUUGGCACACACACCAACGACCUGAGAGACAACUUGGAGUUUGUUUCUCCUUUGCUCGAUUCCUGCCUUCUGAAAACCCUCAGGUGGGAGCAAAUUGAUGACAUACUCACCUCUCAGGAGACAGAGCUUGACGACUGCAGUGUCCACUGCUGCCAUGUGGGUGUCCUGGCCAGGAAGAUGCCAAAGAGAUGGGGAAAGAAGGCAUGGGGGAGGGAAUCAGAUGUAUCCAAACUUUCCAUCCAAAUUUAGAAGCUCCUGGUUAUGUCAGACGUAAAUUCUAAU